CGCCUCCUCUGCGAUACUAGUCCAGCUAUUGUGCGUCUUUCGGAGCAGCACUGUCCCGCCGUCAUGCGGAGAUUUCUGUCGUUUAAAAGGUUAUGUCAUGUAAGUACGUGGCUAUAUUAGUCAGUCUUCGUCAGCUACUGAUGUGUCUUCGUUGUAAAGUAUUUAAAAGGAGCACAGGGACCGAGUUGGAACUGGUUAAGUACUUCAUCGGCAUGGGACAGGAGGACUGAGAUUCCACGUUAGAGCUGGUGUGUCGCCUGUUUCCUCCUAAUCUGGAGUUUCUACGGGAAAUAAAAAGGUGGAGAGAGGAAAAAGAUCACAGGACGCAUGUAGCCGACGCACAACGCUGCGGAGGUUGGAAUUAAGGCUUGACGAUGGGUUGCGUCAGAAGCAAAGAGGCCAAGAGUUCGACGUCAAAGUACGGACCCGUUGACUUAAAUGUCACGCCAUUCAACGAUCGCACAAGCCAGUAUGGGCCAGAGCCCACCUUGAUGUGUCAUACAGCUGCUGUAAAGGCACAGAAUAACUCUUACAAUACCCAGACUGCUGCCCUCACACCUUUUGGUGGGUCAUCUACUUCAGCAGGUGUGCCAUUCAGUGGAGCCCCAACCUUCCAUCCAGCGGCUCGGGUCAACCAAUUCUCCAAUGCAGUGACGAUGUUUGUUGCACUGUACGAUUAUGAAGCAAGGACCACUGAUGAUUUGUCUUUCAGCAAAGGGAAUCGCUUUCAGAUUAUCAAAAAUGAUGAAGGGGACUGGUGGCAGGCCCUCAACCUGAACACAGGAGACGUGGGCUACAUCCCCAGUAAUUACGUGGCUCCAGCUGACUCCAUACAGGCUGAAGAAUGGUACUUUGGUAAAUUGGGUCGUAAAGACACAGAACGUCUCUUGUUGUAUCAGGAGAACCAAAGGGGCACUUAUUUGGUUCGAGAAAGUGAGACGACAAAAGGUGCUUACUCUUUGUCUGUACGUGACUGGGAUGAUGCGAGGGGAGAGAACGUCAAACAUUACAAGAUCCGCAAACUGGAUAACGGUGGUUUCUACAUCACCACGCGGGCCCAGUUUGACACACUACAGAAACUGGUGAAACACUACAAAGAGCAUUCAGACGGUCUGUGCUGCAGGCUGACGACUGUGUGUCCAAUACUAAAGCCUCAAACUCAGGGACUAUCGAAAGAUGCCUGGGAAAUCCCACGAGAAAGCCUCAAACUGGAAGUCAAACUGGGACAGGGCUGCUUCGGGGAAGUCUGGAUGGGCACAUGGAACGGUACUACUGAAGUGGCGAUCAAGCUACUAAAACCAGGGACCAUGUCUCCACAGGCUUUCCUGGAGGAGGCCCAGGUCAUGAAGAAACUGAGACAUGACAAACUUGUGCCUCUUUACGCCGUGGUGUCCGAGGAGCCAAUAUACAUCAUUACUGAGUUUAUGACGCAUGGUAAUUUGCUGGAUUAUAUAAAAGAGGGAGAGGGAAAAGUACUGAAGCUACCCCAGUUGUUGGAUGCGGCCUCACAGGUCGCAGAAGGCAUGGCCUUCAUUGAGAGGAUGAACUACAUCCACAGGGACCUCAGAGCUGCAAACAUCCUGGUAGCUAACAACUUGAUUUGUAAAAUCGCUGACUUUGGCUUGGCUCGACUCAUCGAGGACAACGAAUACACAGCACGUCAAGGUGCUAAAUUCCCCAUUAAGUGGACGGCUCCUGAAGCAGCUUUAUACGGACGUUUCACGAUCAAAUCAGACGUCUGGUCAUUUGGGAUCGUUCUGACAGAGCUGGUGACGAAGGGCAGAGUACCUUACCCUGGUAUGGUGAACCGAGAGGUACUGGAGCAGGUAGAGCGAGGUUACCGGAUGCCCUGCCCCCCGGCGUGCCCCGAGUCUCUCCAUGACUUGAUGCAACAGUGUUGGAAGAAGGAGCCAGACGAAAGACCGACCUUUGAAUACAUCCAGUCCUUCCUGGAAGACUACUUUACAGCUACAGAGCCACAAUACCAGCCUGGAGACAUCAUCUAAAAGUAGCCAUGAUGAACGCUUUACUCAUCAAGGUACAUCAGUGGAGGUGGAACAUUUUAAUGAGGCUGUGUAGUUUUUAACUACUUGGCAGUGGUUGAAGAUGUUUGUCCUGCGUGCACCUCCAGACCAAGAGAGCAGAUGGGUGCUGGUAUCUUAAGAGCCUCAACACUGUGAUCAGAGAGUGGGACCUCAAAUUUAACUUUUGCAGAGUUUUUCUUAAACUUUUCAAACAAACUCCACACCUUCCUGUAAUUUCCCACUUUUUAUGUUUGGUUUUAGUUCAAACAAAUCUUAAUAUGAAUCUCGACCUUUCUUAUAUGUUUGGCUUGAUGUAGGUGGAUGAGGAUGUGUGUUUAUGAGACCGAUAACUGUGGUUAAACUUGUCAGGUACGUGCUGUAAAGGCGUGUGUGAACGAAUAAAGGUCAGCUGUGUGGAUGCAAGAGUGUACUGGGAUCUGAGCAGAUGUACAGUUUAUGAAGAGAGUAUUUUUAGCAAGUGUGAUCAAUGAUAAAAACAUGUUUUGAUUGUUUUUUUAACACCUUCACUUCGAUGAAAAACAAGGUUUAUUUUGCUUUAACUGUUUUAUUUAAUUUGACUUUAAAUUGCAUUUUAAUCUAUGGCAGGUUUAUUAUAUCAACUUAAUGAAAGUUUAGAAGAGGGUGCUUUAGCCAAACAAACAAAAAGUUUAUUUUUGGUACAUAACUGAAGGGAUUAACUUUUUAAUUACACACACCCACAUAGUUAAAUGUCAAGCCUAGUAAUAUCUUAGUUAUAACAUAUUUGGAUUUUUUAUUUUAAUCAGUAAAAAGUUUCUUUUUUUUUUUCUUCCUACUUUCUUUUUUUUUCUUCCUACUUUUCUGUUUAUCAAGAAAAUGAACCUUCUGGUAGACGAGGCUUCCACACAAGCACAUCAUACACACUGGUUAAAGCAGGGCUGUUGUAGAAACUAGAAUAUUAAAAAUUAUUUCUCAGAGGUACCUCCAGUUUCUUCACGCUUCUUUCUUUUUCUAAGCCUGAAAAUUAAGACUAUGGGAAGAAAAAUGUGUAAAAAAAAUUUCCCUGCCUGUCUAUUUUAAGCGGUUUGUUUCAGGAAACGGAGACUUGGAACUAGUGGGGACAUAAAUAAUGAACUGAGAAUGGUAACUAAUAUGAUUUUGUACAGAAUAGAAUAAAAUAAAUUUUAAAUUAA
Nothobranchius furzeri (turquoise killifish) is the source of this 3196-nucleotide messenger RNA. It is a transcript of the gene yes1, whose product is annotated as YES proto-oncogene 1, Src family tyrosine kinase. Gene Ontology annotation, molecular function: ATP binding; non-membrane spanning protein tyrosine kinase activity; signaling receptor binding. The record is from RefSeq and is a predicted model, not a curated record. Gene Ontology annotation, biological process: innate immune response; cell surface receptor protein tyrosine kinase signaling pathway; cell differentiation. NCBI's taxonomy places the organism in Eukaryota, Metazoa, Chordata, Actinopteri, Cyprinodontiformes, Nothobranchiidae. Gene Ontology annotation, cellular component: extrinsic component of cytoplasmic side of plasma membrane.